CAUCAACAAUUUUAUUUGUAAAAAAAUUCAUAAAUGAACAAUUAUCAUCAUCGUCAUCAUCAUUAUUAUUAUUGGCAAAUAUUCGAUCAAAUUGUUGGACAAAAACGAUUCAACAACAAUCACAGAGAAAAUUUGCACAUUUUCCAAAACAACAACAAACCCGGUAUAAUCUGGUCAAUAAAAAAAAUAAAAUUAUCGAUAUUCAACGACAUAAUAAACGUACAAUUAUGAUACAAUCAACAAUCAAUAGACAACAAGCAACAGCAGCUAUGGAUACAACAACAACAACAACAACAACAACGAUGACGCAAUCCGAUCAAAUCCGGUGUCCAUUUCAUCAUCAUGAUAAUAUUGAUCAUAAUCAUCAUCAUCAUCAUCAUCAUUAUAAUCAAUUAAAAAAUGGACAACAACAAUAUCAAUCAUUUGAACAGAUACCAACACCGGCCGGAUUACCAUUGAUUGGUACAUUAUAUGAUCUUAUACGUGCCGGUGGUGCUGAAUAUGUACAUCAAUAUUGUGAUAAACGUCAUGAACAAUUAGGACCAAUUUAUCGUGAAAAAUUGGGCAAUGUUGAAGCAGUAUUUAUUGCCGAUGCUAAUCUAGUACAACAAGUAUAUAAACAUGAAGGAAAAUAUCCACAACAUAUGGUACCAGAACCAUGGAUUAUUUAUAAUCAAAAUAAAGGAAUUAAACGUGGAUUAUUUUUUAUGGAAGGAGAAGAAUGGAGUAUACGUCGUAGUGCAUUGAAUAAAGUAUUCUUAAAACCGGACAUCAUAAAUGAUUAUACGGAAGUUUUUAAUCAAGUUGUCACCGAUAUCCUGGACAAAUGGUCAAUGAAAAUGGUAGAAAAUCAUGUGGAUAGCCUAUUGAUUGAUGGUCUUGAAAAAGAACUAUACAAUUGGUCAAUUGAAUCAUUAGGAACAAUGAUUUUUGGACGUCGUCUUGGUUGUAUAACACCACAACCAUCAAGUGCAUUACCUGAUAUACAUGAAUUUGUUAACUGUGUACAAAGAAUUUUUAUUGAAUCAUCAAAUAUGCAAUUAAUACCACCAAAAUUGGCACAUUAUUUUCGUUUACCAGUAUGGCGUAGAUUUGAAGAUGCAGCCAGUAAAGCAUUAGAUUUAGCAUUUCAAUAUGUGAAUGAAAAUGCACGACAAAUAAAUAAUAAUGAUGAUGAAUCAUCAAUGAAUAAUCAAGGUAUUAUUAAACAAUUGAUGAAUGAUGGUCAUAUGCAAUUAGAUGAAAUCAGUCGUAUAAUUGUCGAUCUAUUUAUUGCUGCUGCCGAUACGACUUCUCAUGCAACACAAUGGGCAUUAUAUCUAUUAUCAAGACAUCCAAAUGUACAGGAACGUUUAUGCGAUGAAAUUGAACAGGUUACCGGUGGUGAAUCGAUUAAUGUAAAACAUUUACAAAAUUUAUCCUAUGUUAAAGGAAUAAUCAAAGAAUCAUUGAGACUUUACCCCGUGGCUCCAUUUCUUACACGUUAUCUAUCCGAUGAUCUUAUACUAGGUGGUUAUCAUGUACCAAAAGGACAAUUAGUCGUCAUAUCAUUAUUUACAACUGGUAGAAAAAAUGAAUAUUUUGAUGAGCCAGAAAAAUUUCAACCCGAACGUUGGCUACGUGAUCGUCAAAAUGGUCGUAAUCGUGUUGCCAAUAGCCAUGCAUGUUUACCAUUUGGUCUUGGCGUACGUAGCUGUAUUGGCCGUCGUGUUGCCGAAAUUCAAAUGCAAUUUUUUCUAUCACGACUUGUACAACGAUUCCAUAUUCGUCCAACAAGUGAUAAAGAAAUUGAUAUAAAAUUACGUAUGAUUACGACACCGGAAAAAUCGAUUGAUUUAAUAUUGAAACAUCGAUAAUCGAUAAACAGAUUGAUAAUGAUGAAAUCGAAAUGACCACCGAAAAAUAAAAACAGAGAGAUGGCGAAAACAAUGAUUUGGCCACACUUGAUGGGCAAUGAAUCAAUCAAUUGUUGUUUUAAACGAUUUUUAUUAUUAUUAUUAUUACUAGAUUAUUUGAUAUUUACCAUUUUUGGCUUUCGUAUUUUAUAUUUCACAAUUUUCAUUCAUUUUUAUGUUACAUUCCAUACACAUUCCAUGUUUAGGUUAUAUAAAUUUUUUUUUC
This is a messenger RNA of Dermatophagoides farinae (American house dust mite), 2121 nucleotides long. Its product is annotated as cytochrome P450 315a1, mitochondrial. The record is from RefSeq and is a predicted model, not a curated record. Gene Ontology annotation, molecular function: monooxygenase activity; oxidoreductase activity, acting on paired donors, with incorporation or reduction of molecular oxygen; iron ion binding. NCBI's taxonomy places the organism in Eukaryota, Metazoa, Arthropoda, Arachnida, Sarcoptiformes, Pyroglyphidae.